UCAAGGCAACUCUUAAAAAAAAUGUUGCCAACGGAACUGUAAUAAUCCAAACUAAUCUACUAGCACACUAUCUGCAACACUAAACACGCUGGCGGCGACAAUAUACAGCGACUUCAUCUCGCCAUUCUUCCCCAGCACCUCUCUGAGAUCCAAAGAAGGCUGCGUAUUAAAAUUGAUAGUCAUUCUAACAGGUCUUAUAUGCACGACUCUAAUUCUUUUCAUCGAACGCAUGAGCGGUAUACUUCCUUUCUUCAUGUCGCUACUAGGGUUAGUUUCCGGAAUAUUCGUGGGGGUGUUCUCGCUCGGUAUGGUUUUCCCAUUGGCGAACGCAAAGGGGGCAUUUUGGGCGAUGGCUGUUUCGUUUCUUACCGUUGGCAGCAUCACCAUUGGUAAUCAAUGGUACACCUUACAAGGAGGAAUUGAGAGCUUUGCCAAGCCGGUUUCGAUAGACAACUGUUCUAUUCCAAUCAAUGUGACAGCAACAAGUGGUCACUUAUUGCAGCCCCCAUUCAUCCUGUUUCGUCUAUCGGUGUGGUACAUUUCCGUAAUAAGUUUAGUAUUGGUAAUUGCGAUUGGUUUAUUAGUAAGCUGGGUUACAAAGCGUGACGGUGACGUCGUGGAUCCUGAGCUCUUAAGUCCAUUGCUUAUAAAAAAAGAUACGAAAAUUGAGAGGAUGCAGAAGUACUUGCCCGGCCAGCCUUACUGUGAUACUACCUACAAUUUUGAUACACCAACACUCAUAUAACGCAUAUAAGUCGACCACACUAGUCGUAGACAUUCUGUGAAUCUUUUGUACUGUAUAGAAGAAAAAUAUAGAAAGGAGAAGUUUUUCA
Photinus pyralis (common eastern firefly) is the source of this 833-nucleotide messenger RNA. RefSeq names its product sodium-coupled monocarboxylate transporter 2-like. Gene Ontology annotation, molecular function: symporter activity. Lineage: Eukaryota; Metazoa; Arthropoda; Insecta; Coleoptera; Lampyridae. The record is from RefSeq and is a predicted model, not a curated record. The transcript has 3 exons. Gene Ontology annotation, biological process: sodium ion transport. The coding region runs from base 230 to 745 and encodes 171 amino acids.